This is a messenger RNA of Meriones unguiculatus (Mongolian gerbil), 5429 nucleotides long. RefSeq names its product mutL homolog 3 (gene Mlh3). Gene Ontology annotation, biological process: mismatch repair. The record is from RefSeq and is a predicted model, not a curated record. Gene Ontology annotation, molecular function: mismatched DNA binding; ATP-dependent DNA damage sensor activity; ATP hydrolysis activity. Lineage: Eukaryota; Metazoa; Chordata; Mammalia; Rodentia; Muridae. Gene Ontology annotation, cellular component: mismatch repair complex.
GCGCAUGCUCCGGAGCGCGCGUCCGGCGUCCGAGGUGGUUGGUCGUUGGUUAUUUCCAGGCAGAGAAGGAAGCCAGUGCCUGGCGAUCUCUCCACAUGUCUACCUGCCAUGAUUAAGUGUUUGUCAGAUGAAGUACAAGCCAAGUUGCGCUCGGGUUUAGCGAUAAGCUCCUUAGGCCAGUGUGUUGAGGAACUUGCCUUCAACAGUAUUGAUGCUGAAGCAACAUGUGUGGCCAUCAGAGUGAAUAUGGAAACCUUCCAAGUUCAAGUGGUAGACAAUGGAUUUGGGAUGGCGGGUGAAGACAUCGCGAAGGUGGGAAACCGGUAUUUUACCAGCAAAUGCGACUCAAUACAGGACUUGGAGAACCCAAGGUAUUAUGGUUUCCGAGGAGAGGCCUUGGCAAGUAUAGCCGACAUGGCUAGUGCUAUGGAAAUUUCAUCCAAGAAAAACAGGACGAUGAAAACCUUUGUGAAAGUGUUUCAGAACGGAAAAGCCCUAAAUGCUUGUGAAGCUGAUUUGACCAGACCAAGUGUGGGGACGACAGUAACAGUCUAUAACCUAUUUUACCAGUUACCUGUGAGGAGGAAAAGCAUGGAUCCCAGGCUAGAGUUUGAGAAAGUCAGGCGGAGGAUAGAAGCUCUCUCACUCAUGCACCCAUCGAUUUCUUUCUCUCUGAGGAAUGAUGUUUCUGGUUCCACGGUUCUGCAGCUCCCUAAAACCAAAGACACAUGUUCUCGAUUUUGUCAAAUUUAUGGAUUGGGCAAGUCUCAGAAGUUAAGAGAAAUACAUUUUAAAUACAAGGAAUUUGAGUUUAGUGGCUACAUCAGCUCCGAAGCACACUAUAAUAAGAAUAUGCAGUUUUUGUUUGUGAACAGAAGACUAGUUUUAAGAACAAAGUUGCAUAAACUCAUUGACUUUUUAUUAAGAAAAGAAAGUAUUAUAUGCAGGCAAAAGAAUGGCUCUGCCAGUAGGCAAAUGAAUUCAAGUCCUCGGCAUCGUUCUGCCUCGGAACUCCAUGGCAUAUAUGUAAUCAAUGUGGAAUGCCAGUUCUGUGAAUAUGAUGUGUGCUUGGAGCCAGCCAAAACGCUGAUUGAGUUUCAGAACUGGGAUAGCCUGUUGGUGUGUAUUCAGGAAGGAGUAAAGAAGUUUUUAAAGCAAGAAAAAUUAUUUGUUGAAUUAUCAGGUGAAGAUAUUAAGGAAUUUAAUGAAGAUAAUGGUUUCAGUUUGUUUGGUGCUACCCUUCAGACACAUGUGUCCACUCUGGAGAAGUGUGACCAAAGCAGUUUCCAGGAAGCAUGUAGUAAUAUUUUGGAUUCCUAUGAAAUGUUUAAUAUGCAGUCAAAAGCUGUAAAAAGAAUAGCUACUAUAGGAAAUAAAAACACACAGAAUUCUGGGGAUUCAGAUGCUACCAGAAAAAAAACAGACUCAUUGUACACUUAUGGAUCGGAUGGCCUGGGCCACAGUAAGAUGGUAGAGUCAUCGUUACACAAGGACAGUGUCUGUUUAGAAGCAAGGAUGUUGGAAGAGGUAGUCAGAGCAUCAGACUCCGGAGAAGAUGAGAAAUGUAAGACAUCCUUCUUGGAACACAGGACUUCAGGAAGUCCAAAAAUGUUUUCAGGCCCUAUUCAGACAUGUCAUCUCUUUGAGGAGAGUGAGGCAGAUCUAGAAAUACAGAAAAUAAGUCCUACUGUUAAUGUCCUGUCUGCCAACAUCCCCCCAAAUAGUGACAUUCAGAGUCAACUAGAGAAAUUUAAAGAUGCUCCUGAAGUGGGGUGCCAACCUCUGCCUUUUGAGACAACGUUAUUAAGAGUACAGAGUACUCAGAGGAAGAAGGAGAGAAAAAGGGAGCCUAGUAGUCAUGAAAGAGUAAAUGUUUUUAGUUAUGGACAAGUUAAGUUAUGCUCCACUGGCUUUAUAACUCAUGUUGUACAAAAUGAGCACACAAACUCAACUGAAACAGAACAUCCAUUUAAAAAUUAUGUUCGACCUGGUCCUGUAAGUGCCCAAGAAACAUUUGGAAAUAGAACACACCAUGCAACUGAGACUCCAGACAGCAACGAUUUAACAAGCCCUCCAAGUGAAGAGUCCACUCAGCUGCCCAGCAAAAGGUUUUGCACAACAAAUAGAGGUUAUGGGACAGAGAACAAACCAGGAGCAACAGAUGAGGACUGGUCCCUUUCUCAGGAAGGUGGUAAAGGAUCACACACAGAUCACAUGUUGCCCGAUACAUCUUCCUUCCCAUGGCAGAGAUGCGUGUCCCGUGGUUGUAAGAAAACAGACAAGAUGAUGGGCCCCUGCAAACACACAGUCCAUAGGAAGCUAAGCUUACGUUCACGAGUAGGAUCUUUGGAGAAGUUUAAGAGGCAAUAUGGAAAGGUCAGCAAUUCUUCAGGUACAGAAGAGGAAAACAGCACUGAAGUCGGGACCCACCUCGAUCCUCAAGUCGAGCCUGACUUUCUACUGAAAGACAAGAGCCGCUUAGCUAUGUCUGGUGGUUGUAAGAUCACUACUGUGGAGCACAGUGAUUCAUAUGGUACCUGUCAACCAGUAAGUCACGGCCUGUACUCAGAGGAAAUUCCAUUUUCCAAAGGAGAUCACUUAGACCAGAUGCCUCACUGGAGGGAAAGUCCUAUUACCCUGGCAGAAUUAGCUCACUGUAACAGAAAACCUUCAGGUGUUGAGAAGUCCUCUGAGUCACUGGCUUCUAAAUUAUCCAGACUGAAAGGUUCUGAAAGAGACGUGCAAACCGUGGAGAUGACAGGUCAUAUUAAUGCACUUCCAGAUUCAGAUCCCACUUGGAAAGAUAACAGCCAGUGCCCUGGGCUAGACUUAGAUUUUUGUGAGUUAUUAAAAAAUAAGCAUGAAAAAGGAGAGAGUGACAUGCUCCUAAUGCCAGAUUCUGCCACCCAGGGUGAUUCCAUCAAUAAAAACAGGACAGUACAUCCUAACAAUAAAAUGGAUGAUACAGAGAAGCCAGAAACUCUUUUGCUGUUACCUGGUAAUGAUUCUGAAAUCAGCAAAGAUUCAGAUGUUCUCUUCAGAGCUUCAGAACAACAUAAAGGAAAUCCUGAGUCUCCCAGUAGAAUGAUAGCAAGUCAGGUAGAAGAUACCACUGACAGCCAAGAUGAAACUUACUCCCAGAGUGAUGACUUUAAGACAAGAUUUUGUUCCAAAAGUGAAGAAUCAAAUACAUGCUCUGUGGACUGGCUGCAACAUUUUGAUGUAACCCUGGGCAGAAUGGUUUACAUCAAUAGACGGACAGGACUUAGCACUUUUGUUGCUCCUACCGAAGACACUCAAACUGCUUGUACUAAAGACCUGACAACUGUGGCUGUGGACGUCCUGCUUAGGAAUGGGUUUCAGUACAGGUGUCAUCCUUUUAGAAGCGAUCUUGUUCUUCCUUUCCUCCCAAGAUCUCAGGAAGAGAGGACUACGCUGAAACAGAGUAACAGAGAUGCUGUGGAUGCUGCUGUUGUCAGUGAAUCACUUCAGUCUUUAUUUUCAGAAUGGAACAAUCCAGUGUUCGCCCGUUACCCAGAGGUUGCUGUUGAUGUCAGCAGUGGCCAGGCUGAGAGCUUAGCAGUUAAAAUUCACAACGUGCUGUAUCCCUACCGCUUCACCAAAGAGAUGAUUCACUCAGUACAGGUUCUCCAGCAAGUGGAUAACAAGUUUAUUGCCUGUUUAAUGAGCACAAGAAUGGAAGAAAAUGGCAAAGCAGGUGGAAACCUGCUAGUCUUGGUGGACCAGCACGCUGCCCAUGAGCGCAUUCGUUUGGAACAGCUCAUUACUGACUCCUAUGAGAAGCAAGCGCCACAAAGCUCUGGUCGGAAGAAAUUACUGUCUUCCACAAUAAUUCCUCCACUAGCAAUCACAGUGUCAGAGGAACAGAGGAGACUCUUACGGUCUUACCACAAACACUUAGAAGAUCUGGGCCUUGAGUUGCUCUUUCCAGACGCCAGUGAUGCUUUGAUCCUUGUGGGAAAAGUGCCGCUCUGCUUUGUAGAAAGAGAAGCCAAUGAACUUCGGAGAGGAAGAUCUACUGUGACGAAGAGCAUUGUGGAGGAAUUUAUUCGAGAACAAGUGGAGCUGCUCCAGACCACAGGAGGCAUCCAAGGGACAUUGCCGCUGACUGUCCAGAAGGUAUUGGCCUCCCAGGCUUGUCAUGGGGCCAUUAAGUUUAAUGAUUGCCUGAGCCUCGAGGAGAGCUAUCGCCUUAUCGAAGCUCUGUCCUUGUGCCAGCUGCCAUUCCAGUGUGCUCAUGGGAGACCUUCAAUGCUGCCCUUAGCUGACCUGGACCACUUGGAGCAGGAAAAACAGGUUAAACCCAAUCUCGCUAAACUUCGAAAAAUGGCCCGUGCGUGGCAUCUCUUUGGAAAAGCAGAAGGCUGUGAGAAGCAGAACCUGCAGCAGUCCAUGCCCCCUUGUGAGUCACCAUGAGAAGAAAACUGCCGAUCUCUAAGGAGCCAAGAGGACUGGUGUGCCUCCGACAGACAGCAUGAGCAACCUGGGGUGGUACGGCUGUGAGCAGGCGGGUCGGCCGGCCGGCCCUGAGCGGGUCUGGCACGUCAGUCUCCCGGAGCGGAUGGUCCUUCUAGUUGAGCAGGCAGAUGCACUCAAGCCUAAGGACAGUUCAUUCCUUUGCACCCAUGGACACAGGAGUUUGCCAUAUAAGGCUUAUCGUUUGUAAACUGAUUUAGUGAUAAAAUGUAUGAUUUUGUAAUUGGUAGGUUGGUUAAUUUGAGGGUGUGGCUGCUGUUUUUGAGCAGUAUUUCCCCAGCCUCUCAAUUUACUUUAUGUGAGAGGAUGCUAAACCGGAAGGGCUGAUCUGCUGUCCUCAAGGUCCCCGGGCCCAGCCUUCUCCUCUACCAUUCAGUUCUACUUUAUAUUUGUCUUCUUCGCUUCACUCCUGCUUCUUUACAUUUUAUGUUACAGAUUGAUGGUGUUUCUUUGCUCUCUAUAAAAAUGUUGCCUGAUGUCUUCCAGCAAGACUUUAGUUAUUUUGGGGAUUAAAAAUUAUUUAUAGCUGGGUGUGGUGACUUAUACCUGAAACCCCAGUACAUGUGAGGCUGAGGCAAGAUGGGUGGCAGGUCACCGCUAGCCUAGGCUGUAGUGACCCUGUCUCAAAAUAAAUAAGAAACUAUUGGCAAAGAGAAGCAUAAAGUUAGAAUAGAGAGAACUUGAUUUUUUUUUUUUUUUUUUUUUAAUUCUCUGUGUAGCCCUGGCUGUCCUGGAACUUGCUCUGUAGAGCAGGCUGGCCUCAACCCCGAGAUCCACCUGCCUCUGCUUCCCAAGGGCUGGGAUUAAAGGCAUGUGCUACUACUUCCUCAUGAGAAAAUUUGCCACCUUACCCUGGUUUUUUGAUUGUCUUACUGCUUUUUAAAACCAGAAGUGAAUGUUCAUAUCCUGAAUCAGUAAAACAUUAAAAAAUA